Messenger RNA from Argiope bruennichi, 12588 nucleotides. RefSeq lists its product as uncharacterized. Gene Ontology annotation, molecular function: calcium ion binding; Notch binding. Bases 246 to 10925 code for a protein of 3559 amino acids. The transcript has 56 exons. The record is from RefSeq and is a predicted model, not a curated record. Gene Ontology annotation, biological process: Notch signaling pathway. Lineage: Eukaryota; Metazoa; Arthropoda; Arachnida; Araneae; Araneidae.
ACAUCAGUUUCAGGGACCCGGCGACCAAGUCCAGACGACAUCUGUGCCUCCUUUUUUCGCAACACCUCCUGCCUGUGGACAUAGUGUGUGCAAACAAUCUUUUGGAUUACAUCGCUCACAUUGGGAUACCCCAGCUCUGAGGAUGGUGUCGGCGUGUUCAGCAGCACGCUGAGGAUUGGUGUUCUUUUUUAACGUUUAGACUUCUUUUUUAACUUAUUUGUCUUGUGCUUUUUUUGUGUGGAAAGAUGGAGCUUAGGAGCUUUUUGGGCUCCCUGCGUCUGCUACUCGUCUGGAUUGUUGUUUGUGUUGGAUUUCAUUCGACGUUUGUUGAGGGAAAUUCAUUGUUACUGUGUCCGGAUGGCUGGUCCCAGAACAACGAUCAAUGUUAUAGGUUUUUCAAUAUCAGGAGGUCUUGGAAAAGGGCUGCCGAAAUAUGCAGGAGGUAUGGCAGUGAGCUAGCACUGGUCGAAAAUUUCUGGCAGAACAAUUACACGCAAACUCUUGCUACCUCUAAUCUGAAAGAUGUACUGCCGAAAACCUACUGGCUGGGUCUUCGGACGGUGGAUGAUUUGUCCACCAACACCCUUGAGUCCGCGGGCGGCUCUUUCAUCUCUCUGUACAUGGGUAUGUGGGCAACGGAUCAGCCCCGGCCCCAGGACGGGAGCUGCGUGCAAGCCGCCCUUGACUCGGGGAGACAGAUGUGGAAGCUGACCACCUGCGAAACACUUUUGCCAUUUAUGUGCCAAACCGAAGCCUGUCCUACAGGUUCCUUCUUCUGUAGCAACGGCAAGUGUGUGAACAGCAAGUGGCGCUGCGAUGGUCAAGAUGACUGUGGAGACAUGUCAGACGAAAUGGACUGUCCUAAUCUCUGCCGAUAUCACUUCAAGAGUUCCGGUGAUUCCAUCCAGUCCCCCAACUAUCCGAACAAAUAUGAACCUAAUUCAGAUUGCAAGUGGACGCUGGAAGGAGCAGUUGGUACAGGAAUAGUUUUACAGUUUUCAGAUUUUGAAACUGAAGCCAAUUUCGAUACAGUUCAGAUUCUCGCCGGAGGCCGGACAGAAGAAUCCGGUGUGAGUCUUGUGACACUAUCCGGCACACAAGACUUGGGAGUGAAAACUUUUACCACAGCAUCCAAUCUCAUGAUUGUCAAAUUCCGAUCCGAUGCAUCAGUGGAAAAAAAAGGAUUCAGAGCUAGUUGGAAAACAGAGCCCAUAAAAUGCGGUGGUGAGUUGCUCGCUCUGCCAAAUGCUCAAUUGUUCAAUUCUCCACUCUAUCCUCAACCAUAUCCUGGUGGUCUAGAAUGUUUGUAUAUCGUAUCAGCGCCAUCUAGCAAAAUAAUUACUCUAGAGGUGGUAGAUUUAGAUCUGGAACCUGAUAAGGAUUUCCUCUUUAUCCGCGACGGCACAUCACCAUCUGAUCCUUUGCUGGCUAAACUGACUGGUACAGCUAAGAAUAAUCCCAAAUUCAUUCUAAGCACUCGGAACAAACUCUACAUCUACGUGCAAACAAGCUACGGUGACAGCAGAAAAGGAUUUUCCAUCCGAUUCAGAUCCGGGUGCCAUGUGGAACUCAAUUCUAACUCCGGGAACAUCUCCUCUCCAGCUUUUGGAGUGGUUAAUUACCCAUCCAAUCAGGAAUGCACUUACAGGAUUUCGAGACCAGGAGGUGGACCACUGUCUCUCAGAUUCAACAGGUUUGAAGUAGCCCCUGAUGAUUUCAUACAGGUGUAUGAUGGCGAAAGUGCAACCGGGGUUCGGUUGCAUCCUGGUGAAGGUUUCAGUGGAAACAGUAGGCCUUCCAUUACUUUAACAGCCAGCAGUGGAAACAUUUUUCUUAAUUUCCUCACUAAUCCCAUGCACACAGCUGCUGGAUGGAUUGCCAGUUUCAGUGCAGAUUGUCCUCAACUGUCUGUGGGAGAAAGAGCUAUCGCAUCAAGUAGAGAGACAACAUUCGGGGCUCGGGUGAUGUACGUGUGCCCCAUUGGACAGGAAUUCAGUUCUGGAGGAGACAAGAUUUUAGCAGAAUGCAUGCAGGGAGGAAACUGGAAUGUAUCGCACAUCCCAGCUUGCCAAGAGAAGUACUGUGGUCCUGUGCCCCAAAUCGACAAUGGCUUUGCAGUGGCUGCUACCAAUGUCACAUACCGUGGGCAGGCAACUUACCAAUGCUACGCAGGCUUUGGAUUCCCUGGAGGCCGCCCCACAGAAACCGUACGGUGUUUAGAGACGGGACGUUGGGAAAGAUUGCCCACCUGCUUAGCUUCUUCAUGCCCGCCCUUGCCGGACACGCCCCAUGCUGUCCGGACUUUGCUCAACGGAGAAGGCAGUCGUUAUGGCACAGUUAUCCGAUUCGAGUGUGAGCCCGGAUACAGGAGGACUGGAGUUCCUGUCAUUGUCUGCACCACAGUUGGACAGUGGUCAUAUGAGCCUCCAGUGUGUGAACGGGUUAAGUGUCCAGUAUUGCCAGAAAUAGAAAAUGGAUUCAUUAUUGAUAAGGACAAGGAUUACUUCUUUGGCGACGAAGGACGAAUUCAAUGUUUCAAAGGAUACAAACUGGAAGGAAGUCCCACCAUCAAAUGUCUCGAAGACCAAACAUUCAGCAAUAGUUCUAUGUGCAAAGAUAUAGAUGAAUGUGUCUCAUCUUCCUGUGAUGCUGCUUCAACGAAAUGUAAUAAUACUGAUGGAGGCUUUUAUUGCAAAUGUCGAAAAGGAUUUGAACCUAAUAUGGAAUGUCGUCCAGUUGGGGAUUUAGGAGUCGGAAAUGGCAACAUCCCAGACAGUCGAAUCAAAGCUUCAGGAACUGAAAUCGGCUACAGUAAAAAUGGUGUCCGUCUUGAUAAUGCAGUGGGCUGGUGUGGUAACAUCCAGCGUCCUGGUGAGAACUGGAUCCAGUUCGAUCUUCGUGCUCCAGUUGUCAUUCGAGGUUUCAGGACUCAGUCCGUAUCAAGACCAGAUGGAUCUCAGGCUAUUCCUCUGGCAGUGCGAUUACAAUACAGUGAUGAUCUUACAGACCUCUUCCGUACUUACGGAGACCCAUUUGGACAACCCAUCGACUUCCGCCUCACUCACAAUGGUGGAUCUGGUCUCUCGAUUGUGAGUCUACCAGUUCCUGUGGAAGCCAGAUAUGUGAGAAUCCUAGUCAUGGACUAUGUUGGAGCACCAUGCGUAAGGGUGGAGCUCAUGGGGUGCACAAGACAAGACUGUCUCGAUGUUAAUGAGUGUCUGGACAACAAUGGUAGUUGUGAUCAAAGGUGUAUUAACAGCCCUGGCAACUACAAUUGUCUAUGCAACGUCGGAUACGAACUUUAUACUAAGAACGGCACUAGUGGAUAUUACAUACCCGGAAGUGAAACUGGUACCAAAAUUGGAGACAAAUAUGUCCUCAACAAGACAUGCGUCCCUAAGAGUUGUCCAGGGUUUGGUCCAAUCGAGAAUGGUCGAAUCUUGUCCACCAAAUCCGAGUUCCAUUUCGGAGAUCUGGUGAGCUUCCAAUGCGAUUUCGGUUUCGUCAUGUCUGGUAGUUCAGUGCUGCUCUGUAAUAGUAACGGAGAGUGGAACGGAACUGUACCAUCUUGCAAAUUUGCCCACUGUCCAUCCAUCACCUCAGAUCCCAAACAAGGACUCGAAAUCCACAUGGAUGAAGAGAUGGAAACCAUUCCAUACUUGGAAAAUGUGACCAUCAGCUGCGAAGAGACGGGAAGACCUCUCAGGCCGACUGCAUCUGCCAAUUUCAGACAGUGCGUCUAUAACCCUCAAACAGGGAAGCCCAAUUAUUGGUUGUCAGGAGAGUCUCCAAUGUGCCCAAGGAUUGAUUGCGGCACCCCACCUGAAACAACUGGAUCUGUGUACGGACAGUAUGUGGACACUCGUUACCAAUCUAGUUUCUUCUUCGGCUGUGAGGAAACUUUUGGCGUGGCUGGCAAGUCUAGUUUCGGAGACAACAUUGUCAGAUGCAUGGAAGAUGGCACAUGGGAUUUCGGAGAUCUAAGAUGUGAAGGUCCUGUUUGCGAAGAUCCUGGUCGACCUCCAGACGGAGUGCAAAUGGCAUCCAGCUAUGAGCAUGGCUCUGAAGUGAUGUUCAGUUGCGAGAGACCUGGAUUCAUUCCUUACACUACUGAUCCCAUUACAUGCUCUAAAAAUGCCGAAUGUAAAGUCAUUCGACCUCUAGGCAUUACGUCUGGGGUUAUACCGGAUAGUGCUAUCAAUGCAACUUCGCAGAGAGUUAAUUAUGAAGCUAAGAAUAUUCGACUUAAUAGCGCAACAGGCUGGUGUGCCAAAGAAGAAACCUUCACCUACGUCACCGUUGAUUUGGGCAAGAUAUACCGUAUUACUUCCCUUUACGUCAAAGGGGUGGUCACCAACGAUGUCAGCGGACGACCAACUGAACUUAGAUUCUUCUACAGAGUCGGCACUACGGAAAAUUUUGUCGUCUAUUUCCCCAAUUUUAAUCUGACCGCUCGAGAGCCCGGAAAUUAUGGUGAGGUGACACGCAUCGAUCUACCAUUGAGUGUUCGAGUUCGACAGAUCAUCCUGGCCAUCGUUUCUUACAACAGAAAUCCUUGCCUUAAAUUUGAACUCCUUGGAUGCGAAGACAAUGAAGACGAAGUCGUACUAGGAUAUAAUGGCGGAUAUCCUGUAUGCGUCGAUCAAGAGCCUCCGCAUUUUGUUAACUGCCCGGACAAACCUAUUCUUGUUGGCAAAUCAGCCAACGGAUUGCAACUGGUGAACUUCACUGAACCCACAGCAAUAGAUAAUUCCGGAAGACUGGCUCGAUUCGAAGUUAAGCCUGCUGGUUUCAAACCUCCUGCAAUGCUUUUUGAGGACAUGAUUGUGCAAUAUUUUGCUUAUGAUUUUGAUGGAAAUGUCGCUGUUUGUUCUGUAAAUAUUACAGUGCCUGAUGACACCCCGCCUUCUUUGUCAUGCCCGCAAUCAUAUGUAAUAGAACUGGUAGAAAAACAAGAUAGCUACAGAGUGAAUUUCGAAGAAGUCCGACGCAUGGUGAACGUUUCCGAUAAAUCAGGUGAAGUGAACGUUCAGAUCGCACCACAGAGUGCCUUUAUCGAACUGGGUGGUUAUCGUAACGUUACUGUGAUGGCCACUGAUAAAUUCGGCAACCAAGCCACUUGUCACUUCCAAGUGUCCGUACAAGCAGCUCCAUGCGUUGAUUGGUCCUUGGAACCACCUGCAAACGGUGCCGUUAAUUGUGUGCCAGACGAUUCCACAUCAGGAUACAAGUGUGUCGCUACUUGCAAAGAAGGAUUCAAAUUUACGGAUGGGGCACCUCUCAAGGAAUAUGCGUGCUCAGCUGGCCAACAAUGGGUCCCUGGUAAAAUCAUCCCAGAUUGUGUAUCAGAAGACACCGAUGCAGCGUCAUAUGAUGUCGUUGCACAGAUCGAAUAUCGUGCUGGUGGUGCCGUGUCCGUACCAUGUCUAGAACAAUACGUCAAUUACGUGCGAACUUUCUAUGGUUCUCUUAAUGAUGUUUUGUCUGGGCGAUGUUCUGCGAUUAAUGUCAAGAUGGAUAUUGCUUUCCAUAAUACAACCAUAAAAACUAUAGCAGAAAACACGAUUAUCAUGACUUACACUUUGAGAAUCCAACCAGCUGUAUCCCAAGCUCUCCUAUAUGAUUUGUGUGGCUCUACGCUGGCUCUGAUCUUUGAUUUGAGUGUUCCUAGUACAUCUGUUGUCAUUGAACCUAUUCUUAACAUCACCUCGCAAGCAGUUGGGGGUCAAUGUCCUGGUGUAUUAGCCAUCAGGUCAUCAGUGGACAGAGGAUUCACUUGCGGUGUUGGAGAAGUACUGAAUGCAGAUAAAGAAGGGCCCAUACCAAACUGCCUUCACUGUCCGGCUGGAACAUACGCAUCAAUGGAGGGAGGAUGUAUCUUCUGCCCACGAGGAACUUUCCAAGACCUCAGCCACCAAUCAGAAUGUAAACAGUGUCCAUUAGGUACCUUCACUAGACAGGAGGGAAGCAAGGCUGUCACGGAUUGCGUCUCCGUAUGUGGCUAUGGAACAUACUCGCCGACUGGAUUAGUACCUUGUCUCCAAUGUCCCAGCAAUACGUAUACUGGUGAACCACCUGUAGAUGGUUUUAAAGAAUGUUUCAAGUGCCCUGCCAACACGUACACUUACUCGCCUGGAUCAAAGGAGCCAUCUGAUUGUAGAGCUCGUUGUCCUGCCGGAAUGUAUUCAGAAACAGGACUUGAGCCUUGCGCCAUCUGUCCUGUUAACUUUUACCAGCCAUCAGAAGGAGCCUCCACAUGUCUAGAGUGCGCUUCCUCUCAUACUACAGCUCGUGCUGGUUCAACAUCUCAAGAAGAAUGCAUUCCAUUGCGUUGCAGUACCCAGUCCUGCCAACAUGGUGGUCUAUGCUUGGUACAAAGGCAUCACUUGUCGUGCUAUUGUCCAGCUGGAUUCAGUGGUCAGUUUUGUGAGAUCGACGUGGAUGAGUGCGCUAGUCAACCGUGCUAUAACGGAGGAAAAUGCAAAGAUCUUCCUCAAGGGUAUACUUGUGAAUGCCCACAAGGCUACUCAGGUCUUCAGUGCCAGAUUGAAGUAUCGGACUGCAACAACGUAACCUGCCCAGCCAGAGCUAUGUGCCAGAACCUUCCUGGAAUGGGUAACUACAACUGCCUGUGUCGAUCAGGCUAUGAAGGACCUGAGUGCGAUACCACCGUCAAUCCUUGCACAGCCGAGGAAACUCCAUGCAGCAACGGAGCCACAUGCGUACCUUUGUUGCAAGGUCGGUACAAGUGCGAAUGUAUGCCUGGAUGGACAGGAAGAAUGUGCGAUGUUAACAUCGAUGAUUGUGCCGAGCAGCCUUGCCUCUUGGAAUCUAAUUGCACAGAUUUGGUGAACGACUUCAAGUGCGACUGCCCUCCGGGAUUCGCAGGAAAGAGGUGCGAACGAAAGAUCGAUCUGUGCCUCACCGAUCCUUGUGUAAAUGGUGUAUGUGUGGACAGACUCUACUCCUAUGAAUGCAUCUGUGAUCCUGGGUGGACUGGAAAAAGCUGUGAUAACAACAUCAACGAAUGUGCAGAGAAUCCGUGUGAAAAUGGUGGUCAGUGCAUCGAUUUGGUGAACGACUUCAGAUGUGUUUGUGAUGCCGGCUAUACCGGUUCCAGAUGUCAACAUGAAGUCGAUUCUUGCGAGUCAGAGCCAUGCCAGAAUGGUGCCACAUGUCUUGAUCAUCUCGACGGUUUCUCCUGUUUGUGCCGCCCAGGUUUUGUAGGUUUGCAGUGUGAAGCCGAAGUCGAUGAAUGUGUGAGUGGACCUUGUGAUGCUGCUGGAACUGAAGCCUGCGUCGAUGCUGACAAUGGAUUCAAGUGUCGAUGCAACCCAGGAUACACGGGAGAACUUUGUGAAGUUAAUAUUGAUGAAUGUGCUUCUGAUCCUUGCCUUAAUGGAGGAACCUGCACGGAUUCGAUUGAUGGGUUUAUUUGUCAAUGCCCAAGUGGAUGGACUGGUCAACGAUGUGAGUCUGACAGCGGGGGUUGUACCCGUGAACCAUGCCUUAAUAAUGCCAACUGUAUUGAUCUCUUCCAAGAUUUCUUCUGUGUAUGCCCAUCUGGAACGGACGGCAAAAAGUGCCAGACCUCACCCCAACGUUGUAUCGGCAACCCCUGUAUGCAUGAAGGCCUUUGCCUGGAUUAUGGCAGUGGUCUCAACUGCUCGUGUCCCUCGGAAUUCACAGGUAUUGGAUGCGAAUAUGAAUACGACCCUUGUGAGGACAACGUUUGCCAAAAUGGAGCCACUUGCACUCGUAUGGAGGAUACAUUCCUUUGCACGUGUCCUUCAGGAUUCACUGGAAAAUACUGCGAGCAAGAUAUACCCGACUGCACGCAAAAUUCCUGCCCCACAAUCGCCACUUGUAUCGAUCUAACCAAUGAUUUCUAUUGCAAAUGUCCUUUUAACCUUACAGGAGAGGACUGCAGAAAGACUGUUAAUAUCGAUUAUGAUCUGUACAUUAAUGACGAAAGCCGUUCUUCAAGUGUUGCUCUGGCCACACCUUUCCUUUUGAACACAAAUAGUUUAUCCAUUGCUCUGUGGAUUCAGUACAAUUCACCCAACUCCAAAGGUGUAUUCUUUACUCUUUACAGCGUAGAAUCGGCUCAUCUGCCUUUAGGCAAGCGUGUCCUCAUCCAAGCAGACGAUACAGGUGUCUUGAUAUCUUUGUUCCCUAAUUCUACCAACGACGUAUUCCUGCGAUAUUUGGAGAAUGUUCCAAUCAAUGAUGGGCAGUGGCAUUACUUGGUCAUCACGUGGAACGGAGCCGAAGGAACCCUGGCCAUUAUGAUGGACACGGCUCUAACAGGUUUCGUGGAAGAUUAUGUUUCGGGAGAAACCCUGCCUAAAUACGGCUGGGUAAACCUGGGUGCGCCUUUGAACGACGAGAACAAAGCAGUGGCCGGUGCAGGGUUCCAUGGACGUCUCAGUCGCGUCAAUGUGUGGGAUCGACCCCUCGAUGUGAACACAGAAUUGCCUGUGCAGUUCAGGGAUUGUAGAAACGCUCCCGUUCUCUUCAACGGCUUGUUGCUUAGGUGGACUGCUUACGAUAGAGUGGUUGGCAAUGUGGAAAGACAGAGCCCCGGAAUGUGUGGUGAGCGGGUUUGUCCAGUGGGGUACACGGGAGAUAAUUGCCAUAUUCUGCAUGAAGACAAGACUCCGCCUCAGCUGCUGCACUGUCCUCCUGAUAAAUGGGUAAUCAGCAACAAGAAAUCAACAGCCAUCAGCUGGGAUGAACCCCGAUUCACAGAUGAUCUGAGGUCAAUGAAGGUCAUGGAAAUGAACAACUUGGAAUCAGGUCAAUCUUUAUCUCGAGGUGUGCAUGAUUUGACGUAUGUGGCACAAGACGAAGCAGGAAAUACAGAAAAAUGCAGUUUCAGGAUAAACAUUAUGAGUGAAUUCUGCACUAUUCCCAUGCCACCUAUUGGUGGCCAGUUGGGUUGCGCAGACUGGGGUCCUGGUGGCAACUUCAAAGUAUGCACCAUCACUUGCGACGAAGGAAAGGAGUUCUCUGAGAAGAUUCCUCGCUUCUACACCUGUGGAGUGGAAGGAUUCUGGCGGCCGACCAGCAAUCCAGACGAGCCCUUCAUUUUCCCAGCUUGUGCAACCAAAAAGUCUGCUCGCCGAAUUUUCAAAAUUUCUAUGGACUUCCAGUCCUCUGUAAUAUGCUCCGAUUCCGGACGAAAAAUCCUACACGACCGCAUCAAGGAAAGUCUUCGUCGGGUGAACUCAGAUUGGAACAUGUGCUUGGAUGAUGGUCCAGACACGAAUUGCGGAGACUUGAAGGUCAAGGUCACUUGCAAUAGACAACAGACAAGAGGCAGACGACAGGCAGAAACCAGCGACGUGUAUACAGUGGAAGUGCAAUUCCCUGCCAAGAAUGAUCCUGUGGUAAACAAAAACAGCCAGGAGCGAUCCACAGUUCAAGAAGUGACAGAGAAUGCUAUACUGCAGAAAUCGGCCUUCGAUGUUCGUAAUAUCCUGCCCAAUGUCCUACCUGACCUAACAUCCCUGAAGCUAGUGACGGACUACGCAUGUCCUCUUGGAGAAGUGGUCAUUGGAUCUAACUGCGUGGAGUGUGCUAUCGGAACCUAUUACGAGAAUGCCACCAAUGAGUGCACCCUAUGUCCUGUGGGUUUCUUCCAGAAUGAAAUGGGAUCCCUGGCCUGCAAACCAUGUCCCGCCAUCGCUGGAAGACAGGGCACCACUCAGUCACGUGGAGCUCGGUCAGAUGAUGAAUGCAAAGAACACUGUACUGCUGGUAACUAUUAUGACGAACAGGUGGGAUCCUGCCAGCCUUGUGGUUAUGGGUUCUACCAGCCACAAGAUGGCGCUUUUACAUGUGUGGCAUGUGGAGCCGGCCUCACCACCAGACGAAACCAGGCUGUCUCCAAACUGGAAUGUCGAGAGGAAUGUUUGUCUGGCUACGAGUUAGAUGAAGGAGGGGAUUGUGUACCUUGUCGAAGAGGAUUCUUCAGAUCCAGGGGUAUGCCAGCUUGCCAACAGUGCCCGACAGGCAAGACGACGCCUGAUGUAGCCGCAACUAGCGAGCAAGAAUGUCUCUUAGACAUCUGCAAGCCGGGCAUGUUUGUCGAUCCUUCCACGCAACUCUGUGAAUUGUGUCCCAAAGGCACGUACCAGGACAAGGAAGAUAGGAUGGCUGAAUGCAUCAAAUGUCCUCAGGAUACGACUACCCAACGCACAGGGGCAACAUCUCUAGAGGAAUGUUCCAAUCCAUGCUUUGUGAACGGAAGAGAGAGAAUCUGCCAGGCAAAUGCUCAGUGUGUCUACAGAGAGGAAAUAGACAAUUAUGAUUGUGAAUGUCGGCCAGCAUACGUCAAGAACAAUGACACUCAAGAAUGCAUCCACGCAUGCGAGAACUUCUGCGAAAACGGUGGAACCUGCGAAGUGAGUCCGCAUACCUUCCGACCUAAAUGUAUGUGUCCAGCCAACUUCUAUGGGGACAACUGCACGGAGAAAUCUGAAUUCGUGUAUGUGGCCAGCGGUAUUGCGGGAGCUGUCAUUGUCAUUAUUCUUCUAGUCCUCCUCGUCUGGAUGAUUUGCGUCAGGUCCACUCGCAAGACAAAGAUGCAGAAGAUGCCAGAACCUCACAUGGACUUGACGGGUUCUCAGACAAAUUUCUUCUAUGGAGCUCCAGCACCUUACGCUGAAAGCAUUGCUCCUUCUCAUCACAGUACGUACGCACAUUAUUUUGAAGAUGAAGAAGAUGAAGGAUGGGAAAUGCCAAAUUUUUACAACGAAACUUACAUGCAAGAUGGAUUUCACGGUAAAACAAACACGUUAGGUCAUAGUAAUGCUAGCAUCUAUGGAACCAAAGAAGAUCUUUAUGACAGAUUACGAAGGCAUCAGUAUCAAGGAAAGAAAGGAGAUUCAGCAAGUGAAAGCGAAGACCCUCCGCAUUAAGGAAAUACCCCACUUAUAGAGAAAGGAAUAUGAGCACCGAAACUAUGUGACGGAACAAUUCAUUGAUAAAGAGACUAUGGUAGGGCUUUGUGCAAGAAGAUUCCAAAAAUGGUUUUUGAAAAGGAUUAAUCAGCUGCAUAAGAAAGUUUAAAGUUGUGCAGAUAUUCCUCUUUUUCAAUAAAUGUGUUGUUUUAAAGAACUCUAUUUCGAUUGCGAACAAAACAUUCACGCCAAGGGGUACAAACUUUCAGUGCUUGUGUUCGACAUUGUGUUGAAAUGCCAACUCCAGCAGUUUUAUGUGUAUCUAAAACCUCUAACUGAACAAGAAACUUUUUUAGAAACAGAUAUCUGUUGUGAACUUUUCAAUAAAUCGACUUUUUUAGAAGAAUAAUCUAUAGCAAUAUAUGUGACGUCCAUGUUUAUGUUCAUCUUCCAUAUUGGUGAACUUUUAACUAGCCUUUGUUUAUCUUUUGUUUAUGAUAUUGAAAAAAAAUAAUUAAUCUGAUUUACCUUCGUGUCUGUGUACAUAACUAUUCAAAUCUCUAUAGGUAAAAUGCUUGUAAUAUUUCUUUAUUGCAGGACAAACUCAGCUUAGGAAUUUAUUUUUGAAAAUAUUCCUAGUCAUUUUCAUUCUUAGAGUGAGAUGCAUACUUUUAUUAUGAGCUAUAAAUUUUUAAAAAUUAUUGAAUAUUAUUCUUAAGAACGUGGCACGAGUACUAAACUUGAACAUUUUUAACAAUGACGCCCUAUUUCGCAUCAGAUUUAAAAUGAUGAAGUCCUAAUUAUUGGCGUAUAUCUUAUGGAGUAGCAGAAUAAUUACCAAAUUGGCGACGGAUCGUGCAGCGUUCUUAAGCCUAACCCAAAUAAAGAUGGGAGAUUAUUCCAUUCUUUACUGUGGAUGUUUUAAGUGUAGAUUAAUUUAACUUAAACAAAUAAACAAAAACUGACUAUUUGAGCUUAAUUUAUGGUUGAAAUCUACUUUAUUAUGAGUUAUAAAUAUAAUCUAUCAUAUUGCCAAGCUAAAUGUAUCCUAUCAUAUCGCCAAGGAUGCCAAAAAUCAAGAUGGCUGAGAAAGUAAACAAUAAUGUGAAUAGGGUUGCUAGAAGAACUACACAACUUGCUUGUCUGGGUUACUAUUAUCGGCGAUAAACUCAAGCGGGAUAUUAAAGUAGAUUUCAAUCAAUUGAUAUCCAUAUAAUAAAUAUGAUGUAAUAAUAAGCAGAUCAAAUGCAUGAAAUUUGUCUAAUUUGAGAGCCUCUUUUAUUACUUCGAAGGUAUCUCAUAGCAAUUAAAAAAUCAUUCUCCGGUUUCAAAAAAGCAAUUUUAUGCUCAAUUCAGGUCAUUUUUCGCUGACACAUUUUGGUUAUUUGAUAUAUAACUUCUGGGAUCGGCUUUGGUUACGUUUUCAUAAUUUCAUUUCUACAGAAAUAUUAAAAUCCUGAAGCGGAAAUGAAAUUUGAUUGUUGUUUCAUUCAUAUGUAGUGUUUGCUAAAGUGUUAUUUUUAUGAUCCUUUUAUGCUGAAAAAAAAUUAACAUUCCAGUGCGUAUUUAUUUUGCAUCAUUUUCGUUGUCUUAAAUGAUGUUUGUCAUUUCGCGUAUAUGAGAAAAUAUUCACUAAUAAUCUUGUACAACGUUAUAUUUAUGUAGAUGAUUGAAUGUUGUA